This is a messenger RNA of Necator americanus (New World hookworm), 549 nucleotides long. RefSeq lists its product as uncharacterized. NCBI's taxonomy places the organism in Eukaryota, Metazoa, Nematoda, Chromadorea, Rhabditida, Ancylostomatidae. The record is from RefSeq and is a predicted model, not a curated record. The transcript is spliced from 6 exons. The coding region runs from base 1 to 549 and encodes 182 amino acids.
AUGGGUAGACGGCCAUUGAGGGUUUACCAGAAAGAUGCAGGAGAUUUGUGGAAAUGGAGGAGAAACGUUAUUCUACGAGUGUGUGUUGUUAACUAUGUUGAUGUUGGCAUUUUCAUUGUGAGUUCAGUGUUCAGUGGACUGAAACGAGGGCAUAAGGUCUUCCUAUCUUGUGCCUCUCCUGCGGAAGACGCCACAGCGGCACUUUGGGAGAGAGUCGACGGUGAAAUGCCCACAGGUGCGAGCACGAGUCGAGGUGUGCUGAGAAUUCCACCGAUUUCGAGAGAUGAUGAGGGAAAGUAUCAGUGUACCACCACCAAGAACGGAGUCGACGUAGUUUCGGUAGUGGAACUUCAUGUAGAUGAUUUCAUACCAGUAUUCCAUGGCCAGGAAGCGCUCACUUAUUCACCGCUGUCUGAUGAGGACAUGAAAAAUCUCGACAUAGUUCUUACGUUCAAUGCUACGGGCGAAGACGCUAAAGAGAGGGAACGAAAGCAGAAGAAGAAGAACAAAUUGGGUGAAAAUGACUCUACGCUUCAGGGUAUUUCUUGA